UAGGACUCAUUACUCAUAUUCUAAACCUGUCUUUAUCAACCCCAUUUGUUUAUUCAAUGUUCUGUAUCUUGUUUAGAAUCUUCACUCAAUCACCUAUCCUGGGUUUUUCCUUUUCAUUAAACUAUAUCUCAAUCAUUGAAGCCAUAAUGUUUUUAUUUGAACUCUAAUCUUUUCAAAUCCAAAACCUGGCUUAUAGAGACGAUUGGCUUUUGUUUUCAGUCUUUUGAAAGGAGAUGUUUGGCUUGUUGGUUAACAUUUUGCUAAUUACUUCCCAUUUGUCCUGGAUUUUUUUUUUUUUUUUUUAUUCAGUUUUUGUGGGGGCAGUACAUUGAUUGGUAUUGAGAAAAUUCAACAAUGGAGGACUUGGGUGGGCCAAGGUUGUACAGCUGCUUUAGGUGCCGGAACAAUGUGUGCCGACACGAUGAUAUCAUUUCUAAAGAUUUUCAGUCGGGCAACAACAGAGCCUUUCUGUUCUCCCAUGCGAUGAACAUUGUGGAAGGGCCUAAAGAGGAUCGGAACCUUAUUACAGGUCUUCACACGGUUGCUGAUGUAUUUUGCUCGGACUGCGGGGAAUUGUUGGGUUGGAAAUAUGAACGAGCUUAUGAGGAAUCCCAAAAGUACAAAGAAGGGAAAAUCAUACUUGAAAAGUUUAAGAUCAUCAAGGAUAAUUGGUAGCACACAGAAAUGGCUGUGAAUUCCUCUAUUUCUUGUUGACACAAGUUACUUCAUGCUUCAUUAUGUUCAUCUAGUGCAAAGAAUUGAAUGUCAUUGAUUAUUAAAAGCAUGAAAAAGUCAUUGUUCUUGUA
Messenger RNA from Quercus robur (English oak), 806 nucleotides. RefSeq names its product protein yippee-like At4g27745. The record is from RefSeq and is a predicted model, not a curated record. The transcript is spliced from 2 exons. The coding region runs from base 355 to 675 and encodes 106 amino acids. Lineage: Eukaryota; Viridiplantae; Streptophyta; Magnoliopsida; Fagales; Fagaceae.